CGAAUGUUGGAAGCUUGGGAAGCAAAGGUAUGAGUGUGUAAAUGGCGGCAAAGACUCGUCUCAACAACACGGACAAAAAAACAAUACUAAGAACACCAGAAAGAGAGAGAAGGGGCGCGGAGCAAGAAAGAUACUGCUGCGUGAUUCAGCUCUACAGUUUCAAACAGUUGGAGUUUUUUUCUCUUCAAGUCUAAAAGCGGCGGGCUCGGUCUUUGGAUUCUGCCUUUCUUUUUUCUUUGAUGGUUGAUGACAAAGUUGGUUUCCUGUUUUAGGGAAAGAUCAUGAGAACCGAAAUCAGUGGUGAGCCUGUUUCUGAUAUGGCAGCAGCGGAGACUGCUGCGGGAGACGGUAUGCGUCUUAAGUUGCAACGCACUCCAUCUUUUCCGUAUAAAAUGACCACGGCAGCGCCGGUGGCGAUGGCUGAGGUUUUUGGUGGUGGCCCCACCUUUUACAGCGGAAGCAAAGAGGGGGCCAGGUUUACGAGAGCUAUAUACGAUUCUGCUGUUGGUGGUGGUGGCGGUGCUGCAGCCAUGACUCUGCAGCCUUUUAACACCUAUACUGCCUUCAAGUCCCCAGGAGGAGGAAUGGCGGCAUCUCUGAGAUUUCCUUUUACAUCUACUCAGUGGCAGGAACUUGAGAGGCAGGCUUUGAUCUACAAGUAUAUGAUGGCUUCUGUACCUGUUCCUCCUGAUCUUCUCAUGACCAUUAGCAGAAACCCCUCCCAACCUAUUGCUUCCCAAUCUACCAUGGGUCGGGGGGCUUGUUUCAAUCUACGAUUCUCUAGCAGCACGGAUCCUGAGCCGGGGAGGUGUCGCAGAACGGAUGGAAAGAAGUGGCGGUGUUCCAGAGAUGUGGCACCUGAUCAGAAGUACUGUGAGCGACACAUGCACAGAGGCCGCCCCCGUUCAAGAAAGCCUGUGGAACUACAAGCUGAAGGCGAGGACAACAACAUCGCUAGCAAUAACGCGCCCUCGGCUACAUCAACACCAGCAACCGCAUGCCUUCCUACCAUCGCAACCAAUACCAGUAAUAUAUCAUUUCAUCGCCUCGCGGCAGAGAAGUUUGACACUCAACCUUCUAGGGUUUUGGUCGAUCCCGCAUACAAAGUCUCCCCUUUCGAAACCAAUUUCCCUUCGCUAUCUUACAAGCAACCUGGGUGCGCGGAGUGGACGUCAAAAGGAGAAACGGUUUCCUUUACUGCAUUUGAUCAGCAAUGGCAGCAGCAGAUGAACACGAAAGUAGCAUUUAGGACUGAUAGCAACCUGUGUAAUGCCACUGUAUAUCGACAACAUUACAAAGAAGCGACAAAUUUGAACUUGCACUCGCAUCUCGGUGAGGGCGAAGGAUCAGAACAACAGCAGACUGAUAAUUGUUGCUUGCUCCUUAAUACCGGAUUUGUCUCCUUAGAUGGCUCGUCCGGCUCCGACAGGAGACAAACGCCGAGAGGAUUCAUAGAUGCCUGGUCAACUGCGGGGAGUGAAAACACCACGGCCAGCAGAGGCAAGUCCCCUGUUUCUUCAAAUGGGAUACUGUCGCUGUCGUCUUCUCUUACAUUGUCAAUGUCGGGUGGAUGUGGGAUGGGGGAGGAAAUGGAUCAGGUGCAGAGGGAUCUUGGGGUUAUGGGCUCUGAACGUGACAUCGGUGAAGGGUGUCAACCUUCAAGCUGGAUGAACCCUGUUUCAUGGGUAUCUUCUCCACCCGGUGGACCAUUGGGGGAAGUUUUACUACCAAGCGGUGCUGCCACUGUGACUGGGGCGUCGAAUGGGGUUUGUCCUGAAAGCUGCAGCGGAGGUACCACAGGGAAAAAGAGCUCGUAUGGUGGCGAGGAUCUUAAUUUGAUGAGCGACUUUUGGGGUGUCGGUAGCGAUCCCAGUAGCCCUCCAGCAACUACAGCUUCAUCUCCGUCGGGUGUCCUGCAGAAGACCCUCGUAUCUCUCUCAGAUAGCAGUGGUAGCAGCAGCCCCUCGUUCACGGCUGGUGUGCCAAAGUCGGAGAUUGCUAUCCAGUGGUCGAACCAGAGCAAAUGACCAUGAUUUCGUUUAGUUCGGUGAGGGCGACGAGGGAACUGAAAAACCGAUGAGCCGUAGUUAAUAAUUAUUAUUAAUCGUAUCCCUUUUGUUUUGAAUGGGCUUAUCAUGCUCAUUCUGGCCUUCCGGUGUGUCGUCGCUGUUAGAACUUAGACGCUUGUGAGUUUGAGAGCACUCACUGGAUUAAUGGAGUGGGACUUAGGAAUGUAGUCCAAGCAAAAGGGUUUGUUGGGGUUCAACCGUUCACAAGCUUGCAAUAUUUAUUGGGUUUUAGGGAUUAAUAAAUCCCCAACUUUAUUUUGUGAAUUGUGUAAUUGAAGUUAUUUGCACAAAAUGCUGGACAAACUGGUCCUUCCCUUUCUCA
This is a messenger RNA of Nelumbo nucifera (sacred lotus), 2391 nucleotides long. RefSeq lists its product as uncharacterized. Gene Ontology annotation, biological process: developmental process; regulation of DNA-templated transcription; DNA-templated transcription. The record is from RefSeq and is a predicted model, not a curated record. Lineage: Eukaryota; Viridiplantae; Streptophyta; Magnoliopsida; Proteales; Nelumbonaceae. Gene Ontology annotation, cellular component: nucleus. Gene Ontology annotation, molecular function: ATP binding.